Trichogramma pretiosum is the source of this 1377-nucleotide messenger RNA. RefSeq names its product RNA-binding protein 48. NCBI's taxonomy places the organism in Eukaryota, Metazoa, Arthropoda, Insecta, Hymenoptera, Trichogrammatidae. Gene Ontology annotation, molecular function: nucleic acid binding. The coding region runs from base 111 to 755 and encodes 214 amino acids. Gene Ontology annotation, cellular component: nucleoplasm. The record is from RefSeq and is a predicted model, not a curated record. The transcript is spliced from 5 exons.
UGUAACAUUUUAGGCUGACAGUAAGCAGCUAUUCGAUCGUUUUCAAUGUUAUCUGGAUUAUUGGUUGGAUCUAUUAAUUUAAGAAAAGCUCUGCCGAUUUAAUGUAAAAGAUGUCAUUUGAUACAGAAAAAGUUUCAGCUUUCAAAACAAAACUGUUUGGAAAAAGAGACAAGUUUGAAAUAUCAGAUGGUGAAGAUGAUAGCGAAGAUGAGGAUGGUAAUAAAUCUAAUAAAAUACCCAAGAAAAAAAGAAAACACGAUUCAGAGUUAAAUAUUCCUAAACAUCAUGUUCAUCAAGGACCUUGUCAUCAAAGGCCUCCAUACAGACAAGGAAAAAAAUUUACAGCUGUCAAAGUAUACACAGUAAAUGAUGAAUCACAACACUUGAUAGUGAAUGGAGUACCAAAAAUCAAUCUUCUAGAAGAACUAGCUGUUAAAUUUGCUGUAUAUGGAACGAUAAAAAAAAUUAUAGUCUUACCAGAUUAUCCAUGUGAAGAUUUUAGCGAAGCUUAUCAUGUACACUAUAGUACAAUACAAAGUGCUAGACAUGCCAAACGGUUAAUGGAUGGAUUUAAUUUUUUUGGAGGUGCAUUACAUGUUUUCUAUGCCCCUGAGUAUGAGAGUAUUACUGAAACAAAACAAAAGCUCCUCCAAAGGCAAAGGGACAUAACAAAGAGAUUGGAAAGACUUCGUAACGAUCCUACUCCAGACCCCAAGAAAGUAACAGAACCGACAGAGUUGGAUGAAAUUGUGUGAUCAAAGUAUUUUUCAUUAUUUGAGAGUAUAUUUUGCAAACUGUAAGUUAACUUGGAGCAAGUUUACGUUCGCUGUCAUUCUUAUUACACUGACACACGACAGCUUGCUUUAAUUCAUGUGUGCUGUAUUAUAAUACGAAUCACCAUCUCACCACAUAGAACAAUGAUUGAGCAGACGACAAUCAAGUCACGGAAAACUCCGCUCUGGCGCAAACAUAUCAUGCGGAUUUUUACUCAAGUUUUACUCUAUGCCAUGGCCAUCGAGCAGAUCGAGCUGCGAGAUUUGCACUAUGUUUAAUUCGAUAGGUUACAGUGAAAAUCACGGAUGAUAAUGAGCUUCGAUACCCUUCACAUUCUUUGUUUACGUUUAAACAUCGACAUGAGUUGCUGUUAUGCUUGGCUCGUCAUGAAAAUACCUGUAGAAUCGGUCGACCUUAUCAACGUGUAGACAGUAGAAGAAUAAUAUUUGAACUCCGCGAAAGCGUACAGAUUAUCUAAGACAAAUAUGAAGUUAAUUAGAAACCAGUGUAGGUAUUGAAAUCCUACAAAGAGGAAGAAGGGCUUUGGAUAAAGAUAAAAUUGUUGAACAAUUAAAUUACCUUACGAAUUAUGCUCUGUCCAAC